CCCCCUACAUCAUGCCAUGUUUUUCAUAACCCAAAAACCCUAAGAGACCUCUUUCACUCUAUUGCAACACAAAAACAGUCUUCAUCGUCGCGAAAUGGCCUCUUUUAAUUGCUUUACACUAGCUUUCUUCAUGGCAUUGUCAUUUUCAAGCAUCAACGUUGGCCUAGCGGCUCGUCACCUUCUUCAGCUGCCCAAUCUGCCACAGCCAACGAUCCCCACAUUGCCCACAACGCAACCAUCUUUGCCAUUUCCUAGCAUGCCGUUUCCAACUACCCUUCCAACUUUGCCUAUUACAAUACCGCCAUUGCGGAACAUGCCUUCAAUUCCAGCUAUGAUCCCAUCUAUCCCAUUCUUCUCUCCACCACCUUCUAAAACUAGCCCUUGAAACAUUCCUUUUCUUACAUGUUGCUUGAUAGAGCAUAUGGAUAUCAUCGUCUUGUGUGUUCCUUUAUAUACUAAAAACCCUAUUACCUUUUGUGUGUCUAUGUUUCAGUUUCUUGAUGCUUUUAUUGAUUUCUUGUAUGUGGACAUGGCAGUUGUUUAAUUGCCUAUUUAUUGGUGUACUUUCGGGAUAUAUUCCCGCAUAUGGAUUUAUCUACACUAUCUUUCUUGUUUAUCA
This is a messenger RNA of Gossypium arboreum, 619 nucleotides long. Its product is annotated as pEARLI1-like lipid transfer protein 2. The transcript has a single exon. Lineage: Eukaryota; Viridiplantae; Streptophyta; Magnoliopsida; Malvales; Malvaceae. Bases 95 to 385 code for a protein of 96 amino acids. The record is from RefSeq and is a predicted model, not a curated record.